This is a messenger RNA of Lathyrus oleraceus (garden pea), 1039 nucleotides long. RefSeq names its product ruBisCO-associated protein. Bases 57 to 860 code for a protein of 267 amino acids. Gene Ontology annotation, biological process: carbohydrate metabolic process. The transcript has a single exon. NCBI's taxonomy places the organism in Eukaryota, Viridiplantae, Streptophyta, Magnoliopsida, Fabales, Fabaceae. The record is from RefSeq and is a predicted model, not a curated record.
CAAAAUUAUUCAUAUUAUUACUAUCCCCACCCCACUACACCCCUACAAUAACAACAAUGUUGUCUAUCUUUCGACAAUACACAUUCGAUGACUCAUUCGAACAAGUCUUCAUAUCCAACAAAUUCCUAAAAGAAUACCAAAUUGCCCUCACAUUUGCCACAGAUUACGACCAAAACAACAUACCCACAAAUGGAAUUUUCACACCCAAUUGGGACACAACAAAAGUCACACCUGAAACAAUAACCGAUCUAAAAAACAAAAACCCUGAAGUCAACAUUAAAGUCUACAUUAGUAUCGGUAACAGUGGCACCAAAUUCCCAUUUUGUCCUCGAAACAACAAAACAUGGAUUCUCAACGCAACAAAAUCACUCACAAACAUCAUUAAAAACUACGAAGAUUGCGAUCUCCAAGUCGACGGGAUUGAUGUUUUGUACGAAUGUAUCGAAGCUUCACCCGUUGACUUUGUUGAAUGCAUUGGUCAACUUAUAAAGAAUUUAAAGGAAAACGGUGUUAUAAAAGAAGCUUCUAUUUCUCCUUCUUUUGCUCUCAACAAAGAAUAUUAUUUCUUGUUGUAUAAGAGCUAUUCUUCUCUCAUUGAUUGGGUUGAUUAUCAGUUUCAAAACGAGGUUGUUCCUGUUUUUGCACCCAAUAAAUUGACGGAGGUUUAUGAUGAUUUGGUAAUGGAGUUUUAUCCGAGGAAGAAACUGUUUGCUGGAUACAGUGCUGAGAAUGAGGAUUGGGCUACGUUGUCACCGAUUGUGUUUUUUCUUGGUGGAAUGAAUAUUCUCAAGAAGAGAAAAGGUCCUGGGAUUUCAAUUCAUUACCAUAAUUACUAUCAACAAAACGAAAAUAAUGAGUGAUCUAUAUGAUAUGUGUAUGUAUACUUUAAUUAUAUUAUGUUGCAUGAAAUAAGACCCAUGGAUGGUGAUAAAAUAUUCUAGCUGGCUUUUAAUAUAUCAUAUGCAUGUUAAUUGCUGUAUAUAUGUUUCUCAGCAAAUGACAAAUGUUAACUUGUGAUAUAGUCUCACACAAGUUCCAU